AUGAGGCAUAGAUACACUAACUUCAUUUCAUUGGGAAGAUCAUUUCCAGCCAAAAUCUUUUUUAUUAAUUCUGUGAGAAUUAUUUCCAAUUUUUUACCAUUAUAUUUAAGGAGUUCCAGUGUAUUCUACCAGGUCCUGGAGCUUUUCGGUUCUUACCAGCUUUUAGGGCUUCUUUUAAAUCUUCAGUGGAUAUUUGCCAUGUUGUGUCUUUGUGAUGGUGUACAUUUAAAAAAAAAUUUGUAUAUGAACUGGCCUUUGAUAUUAAAUGUCACGGUAAGGGUGAAGAUUUUCCAUGAUAACUCACAUUUUGUAGAAGAACUUAUUAAAACAUUCUCAGUCGAAUAA
This is a messenger RNA of Nezara viridula (southern green stink bug), 345 nucleotides long. NCBI's taxonomy places the organism in Eukaryota, Metazoa, Arthropoda, Insecta, Hemiptera, Pentatomidae. The record is from the annotation of a GenBank genome assembly.